CCCGGCCGGUCCUCCGACCUUCCAGCGAGAAGAGAGAGAAAGAGCGUCCCGGAAACCACCGACACGCUGGGGUAGAGCGGCACACGUUUUUCGCCCUCUCGGCGUCCUGCCCCUGUGGCCAGCCUCUUCCGAGAGCGGCCGUGGGCUCCCCCUCUGCCCCGGCGGCUCGCGGGUGCCGCAGGAAGCCGACGUGGGGACCUCGGCGGCCUUAGGCUUGCAGCCCCUGGCUUGGUUGACCCUGAGUUCUGAGACUCCCCAGGACAAUGACGCAAGCUGAAAUUAAACUCUGUUCUUUGUUACUGCAAGAGCAUUUUGGAGAGAUUGUAGAAAAAAUUGGAGUCCACCUAAUCAGAACUGGCAGCCAGCCGCUAAGAGUAAUUGUCCAUGACACGGGAACAUCACCGGAUCAGGUGAAGAAAGCCCUUUGCGUCCUCAUCCAGCAUAACCUAGUGAUAUAUCAAGUGCACAAGCGCGGCGUAGUGGAGUAUGAAGCCCAGUGCAGCCACAUGUUGCGAAUGCUUAGGUAUCCGCGGUACAUCUAUACUACCAAAACACUGUACAGUGAUACUGGAGAGCUGAUUGUUGAAGAGCUGCUGUUGAACGGCAAAAUGACCAUGUCCGCUGUUGUGAAGAAAGUGGCGGAUCGGCUCACAGAGACCAUGGAGGAUGGCAAGACUAUGGACUAUGCUGAGGUAUCAAACACGUUUGUGCGACUGGCAGACACACACUUUGUACAGCGCUGCCCCGUGGUGCCUGCCACUGAGGAUUCAGACUCUGGGCCUCCUCCGCCUGCCCCCACGCUUGUCAUUAAUGAGAAAGACAUGUACGUGGUUCCUAAACUGAACCUGAUAGGAAAAGGUAAGCGGAGGCGAUCAUCUGACGAAGAUGCAGCUGGGGAGCCCAAGGCCAAGAGACCGAAACAAAGCACAGAUAACAAAGAGCCCAUUCCAGAUGAUGGGAUUUACUGGCAGGCCAACCUUGACAGAUUCCACCAGCACUUUCGUGACCAGGCCAUUGUGAGCGCAGUUGCCAACAGGAUGGACCAGACGAGCAGCGAGAUUGUGCGGACCAUGCUCCGGAUGAGUGAGAUUACCACUCCCUCCAGCGCGCCCUUCACCCAGCCACUGUCUUCCAACGAGAUCUUCAGAUCCCUACCUGUUGGCUAUAACAUCUCUAAGCAAGUUCUUGAUCAGUAUCUCACUCUGCUGGCAGACGAUCCACUAGAAUUUGUUGGGAAGUCUGGCGACAGUGGUGGAGGAAUGUAUGUCAUCAACCUCCACAAGGCGUUAGCAUCCCUAGCCACAGCCACUCUGGAGUCCGUCGUACAGGAGAGGUUUGGAUCUCGCUGUGCCAGAAUAUUCCGUCUAGUUUUGCAAAAGAAACACUUGGAGCAGAAGCAGGUAGAAGACUUUGCAAUGAUUCCUGCAAAGGAGGCAAAAGAUAUGCUUUAUAAGAUGCUCUCAGAAAAUUUCAUUUCACUCCAGGAAAUCCCCAAAACGCCAGACCAUGCCCCCUCCAGGACCUUCUACUUAUACACUGUGAACGUGCUCUCAGCUGCCCGAAUGUUACUGCACAGGUGCUACAAGAGCAUAGCCAAUUUGAUAGAAAGGAGGCAGUUUGAAACCAAAGAGAACAAGCGUCUACUAGAGAAGUCCCAGAGGGUGGAAGCCAUCAUCGCGUCUAUGCAGGCUACCGGUGCCGAGGCGGCACAGCUACAGGAGAUCGAGGAGAUGAUCACAGCUCCUGAGCGGCAGCAGCUGGAGACCCUGAAACGUAACGUCAACAAAUUGGAUGCCAGUGAGAUCCAGGUGGAUGAAACCAUCUUCCUGCUGGAGUCAUACAUCGAGAGCACCAUGAAGAGACCAUGACCCAGAAGAAGCCACUCCUUAAAAAUUCUGGAAGGAAGGAAGGAAAAACAAGGGAGGUGUCUGGAUGCAUUCUUUGCCGCAGGCCAAGCUGCAGAUUCUUGUACUAAGACACCCUCUCUACACCUGUCACCCAGGAGACACCUGCAAGAAUUUGACCUGUUUGUUAAAGUCGGCUGGUUCUGUAUUCUCCUGUCAACCCUCGGCACUGGAAAGAACCUUAAAUCAACCGAAGUAAUCAUCUAUCAGAUGCCGUCAGGAUGUCUGCCAAGCCUGUUUGAGUGUAUCUGGCAGUAGGGAACAUCUUCCUAAACAAUUGGUUCCAUUUCCAAAAGUCA
Lepus europaeus (European hare) is the source of this 2203-nucleotide messenger RNA. RefSeq names its product RNA polymerase III subunit C (gene POLR3C). Gene Ontology annotation, molecular function: single-stranded DNA binding. Gene Ontology annotation, cellular component: RNA polymerase III complex. Bases 264 to 1868 code for a protein of 534 amino acids. The record is from RefSeq and is a predicted model, not a curated record. Lineage: Eukaryota; Metazoa; Chordata; Mammalia; Lagomorpha; Leporidae. The transcript has 15 exons. Gene Ontology annotation, biological process: DNA-templated transcription.